AUGGAGCUAACUGCUGAUCUAGAGCAUGAACAUGUGCACAAGGUGUAUUCACAGAUUGCCACCCACUUCAGUGACACAAGAUUCAAGCCUUGGCCCAGGAUUGCUCAGUUUUUGAAUGACCAACCUGUUUCAAGCAUCAUUGCCGAUGUAGGAUGUGGUAAUGGAAAGUACCUCGGAGUCAACCAAUCAACAUAUUGUCUUGGCUCGGAUAUUUGUCCUGAGUUGAUAUCCAUAGCAAAUGAUCGAGGUCAUGAGGUGGCUGUGUGUGACUGUCUGCAACUUCCUUAUAGGACGGGAAUGUUUGAUGCUGUCAUCUGCAUUGCUGUGAUUCACCACUUGUCGACCGAGGAGAGACGACUGGCAGCUCUCAGGGAGAUGACCAGAAUACUUAGGAGUGGAGGGCACAUGUUGGUGUAUGUUUGGGCCAUGGAGCAAGAAAGGAAGCAGUUUGAGGCACAGGAUGUUAUGGUUCCUUGGCAUCUACAACCUAAAUAUGCGAAAGGGGCAAGCCAAGAAAAAGUAUCCCAAAAGAGCACAGAUAAUGCGAGAAUGAGAGAAAGAAAAAGACUAAAGAAGAAACAAAAGAAACAGCAAAAAAGUCAAGUAUCACAGGCAAGUGCUGUUGGACACGAGGACUCUACUGAACUCAAUUUAACGGAGGAUACAUCACAUACUGAAUAUCUACUGGGUGACUUGUCAGCUCUAAACUUAAGCGACGAAGAUCUAGCAAUUGGACCGCACAAAACUAUUGGAGAGGAAUCACAUGAGCUUCAUAGAACUGACGUCGAAUGCUCAACAGAAGCCAUUGCUAACAAUGUUGACAUUGCUCCAUAUAAAGGAAAGAUAACAAAUUCACAUGAAUUAGCACAAAGGAACUCCCCAAAUGAUGAUUGUGCAGCUAAUGCAAGCAAUGGUCUUGAGAAGAGGGGCUAUCAAACAUUCCAGAGAUACUACCAUGUGUUUCAAAGAGGGGAACUUGUUCAAUUGUUGUCUAAAUGUACUGAUGUAGUAGUUAUAGAAGAAUUUUAUGACCAUGAGAAUUGGUGUGUAAUAGGCAAGAAACUUUAAAGUUUUGUUAAUUUGUCGUGGUACAUGUACAUGUAAUCAAUAUUAUGUAUAUCGUUUCACACACAAAAUUAAUUUCAAAGAUGAGAUGAAAUUAAAACCAAAAACAGCAAGAAAUACAAAACUGGUUUAAAAUGGACGAAAAGCUAAGCAACCAUUAAAAAGUCAAUGUUUUGGUACGUUACCCAUCACACAUUUUUAUACUGUUUCAGUAUCGUUUUCAUCCGGCAACAAAGGAACAUCGUCGAGUUGCGUCUCAGUGCUUUGCUGCUCAACCGUAGGCUCUAUCACAGCAGCAGUAUCAGUGCUUUGGGGGGCAAAGGGAUCAGACUUGGUAUACACAGGUAGCCCAGCUUCAGAAUUGUCCCGCUCAGAGCUAGCAACUGGUGUGUAGACAGGGGGAGCAGCAGA
This is a messenger RNA of Halichondria panicea, 1476 nucleotides long. RefSeq lists its product as uncharacterized. Gene Ontology annotation, cellular component: nucleus; cytoplasm. NCBI's taxonomy places the organism in Eukaryota, Metazoa, Porifera, Demospongiae, Suberitida, Halichondriidae. The record is from RefSeq and is a predicted model, not a curated record. The transcript has 3 exons. Gene Ontology annotation, biological process: tRNA methylation; tRNA wobble uridine modification. Gene Ontology annotation, molecular function: tRNA (5-carboxymethyluridine(34)-5-O)-methyltransferase activity; S-adenosylmethionine-dependent methyltransferase activity; tRNA binding. Bases 1 to 1068 code for a protein of 355 amino acids.